AUGGCUUCAUCACCAGCCCCUUCAGCUUCGGGCGAGCAAUCGCAGCUCCAUGGCCAGAAGCCCCUUGAGCAAAUCACGUUCCGUUUCUGCUCGGAAUGCAGCAACAUGCUCUACCCCAAGGAAGAUGAGGCCGAUCGCAAGCUCAUGUUCACCUGCCGCACUUGCAACUUCUCCGAAGAGGCCACCUCGUCGUGCAUCUUUCGCAAUGUCCUCAACAAUGCCGCUGGCGAGACGGCCGGCGUGACGCAGGACGUUGGCUCUGAUCCUACGCUGCCAAGAGAACAGCGCACUUGCCCCUCUUGCAACCAUGGGGAGGCUGUCUUCUUUCAGUCUCAACAGCGAAGCGCUGAAACAGGAAUGAAACUCUUUUAUGUGUGCUGCUAUUGCGGUAACAUUUACCAAUGAGUUUGGUCUUUCGGCGGGACACUUGUACAUCGGCGAGUAAGAUACAGGAACAUUUGCAUGACACGGCGUUUGGCGAGAUUGUAUAGGAGUGGGAGACGUUUAUCACUGCUAGGGUAAACAAAACUUGGCUUUGAGGAUAGGAGGAGGCAUCAUCGAUGGGAAUUAAUUUUUAUUACUGGGCUGUUUAUUCAUGAGAAUGAGGGACAAAUGCGUGAAAGGAGAGGUGAUUCGAGUAUUUUGCCUGUAUUGAAGCUGUACAAGUAGUUUACACGACGCCGUAUAACGCCGUUCUGAUGCCACUCCCCAGUGGAGCAAUGAUAUAAUACACCCAAAUGAUCCCUCCCAUGAUUUGAUUUCACGUUUUUUAUUGGUGUUGGUCUCA
Molecule: messenger RNA, 787 nt
Organism: Podospora pseudopauciseta
Lineage: Eukaryota; Fungi; Ascomycota; Sordariomycetes; Sordariales; Podosporaceae
Exons: 3
Coding region: 1-405 (134 amino acids)
Biological process (GO): transcription-coupled nucleotide-excision repair; maintenance of transcriptional fidelity during transcription elongation by RNA polymerase II; DNA-templated transcription
Cellular component (GO): RNA polymerase II, core complex
Molecular function (GO): nucleic acid binding; DNA-directed RNA polymerase activity; zinc ion binding
Source: RefSeq, a predicted model, not a curated record